UUGUUCUUUUUAUUGGUUGACGUUCUUGAGUAAGGAGGUUUUCCUCGUAAAAUGUCGUCUAAAGUAUCUCGUGAUACAUUGUACGAGUGCGUCAAUGCCGUACUCCAAAAUUCAAAGGACAAGAAACGUAAUUUCUUGGAGACUGUCGAAUUGCAAAUCGGCCUGAAGAACUAUGAUCCCCAGAAGGACAAGCGUUUCUCCGGCACCGUCAAGCUGAAGUACAUCCCUAGGCCUAAGAUGCAGGUGUGUGUCCUGGGAGACCAGCAGCACUGUGAUGAAGCCAAGGCGGCUGAUGUACCAUGCAUGGAUGCUGAAGCCCUGAAAAAACUUAACAAGAACAAGAAGCUUGUUAAGAAACUAGCCAAGAAGUAUGAUGCAUUCCUUGCUUCCGAGUCCCUCAUCAAGCAGAUUCCCCGUCUGCUGGGUCCUGGUCUGAACAAGGCCGGCAAGUUCCCUGGUCUGCUCUCCCACCAGGAGUCCAUGUCCAUGAAGAUUGAUGAGGUCAAGGCCACCAUCAAGUUCCAGAUGAAGAAGGUUCUCUGCUUGUCUGUAGCUGUUGGCCACGUGGACAUGACCCCCGAUGAGCUGGCACAGAACGUGCAUCUCUCCAUCAACUUCCUGGUGUCCCUGCUGAAGAAGCACUGGCAGAACGUCAGGUCUCUUCACAUGAAGUCUACCAUGGGACCCCCCCAGAGAUUGUACUAAGCUGACGUAAUAAAUUUAUUGAUAAAA
Messenger RNA from Plutella xylostella (diamondback moth), 732 nucleotides. RefSeq names its product ribosomal protein L10Ab (gene RpL10Ab). Gene Ontology annotation, molecular function: structural constituent of ribosome; RNA binding. NCBI's taxonomy places the organism in Eukaryota, Metazoa, Arthropoda, Insecta, Lepidoptera, Plutellidae. The record is from RefSeq and is marked provisional. Gene Ontology annotation, cellular component: large ribosomal subunit. Gene Ontology annotation, biological process: translation.